AAGAAAAUAGUAUCUUGGAUUAUUUUGUGAUUGACUAUGUGCCAAUUUGGGUACAACCAACCUGCUCUACCCACAAAGCCUAUGAUCUAGCCCAUCAUGAUGCUGCUACCAAUUUUCUUACUACUCUGUAUUGGAUUAACUCUAAUCAGGGCCGAAAGUUGUCCUCCAUCACAGGCUAUUUUACCCUGCCGCUGCUCCUUGCGGGGAAAGGAAAUUCAGAUAUGGUGCUCGCACAGUAACCUGCCGCAGAUAAUGGAUGGUCUGAAGGCCGUGGAACGGAACAUCAAGGGUCGCAUUGACGAAUUGGUCCUGGAAAACAACCAAUUGCCGGCUUUGCCAGGACGAUUCUUUGGCAGCCUGCAGAUUGUGCGACUGAUGCUGCGGCACAACAGCAUCGAGAGGGUCUCCAAUGGAUGGCUGAAUGAGCUGGAGAACGGCCUGGUGGAGAUAUUCGUUGUGGAACCGCAAUUGCGCAGCAUUCCGGCGGAGAGUCUCAAUGGGAUGAUCAACAUGCUGGCCAUCACCAUACAGAGCGACGAGCUGAAGCAUUUGCCGGAUUUCUCGGGGCUUCUUAGUCUUACCUAUCUAAGUGUUCAGACUGGUGCCCUCCAGGAGUUGCCGUCCCAUCUGUUUAGACACCUCCCAAAACUGCAGCACAUUCACAUAACAGGAGGAGUGGGUCUCACCCGACUGGAAGCUGGUCUCUUUGAUGGUUUGAUCUCCCUGAAGAACCUGGAUUUAUCCCACAAUGGCCUCAACUGGAUACAUUUACGUGCCCUCUCAAGAUUACCCAAUUUGGUUAGUCUGAAGCUCUCGUACAAUCAAAUCAGUGACGUGGGCAUGGUGGGUCGCAUUGUCAAGGAUCUGGAGCACUUGAAGAAACUGCGGCUGGAUCACAAUCUCAUCACUGUCAUAGAGGAUGGCUCCUUUGUGGAUCUACCCAACCUUUCAGAGCUCCAUUUAAAUGAUAAUAGAAUCACAGAACUGCAAUAUGGAGCUUUUCUGGGGACACCUCAGCUAAAGACUGUUUAUCUGCACAACAAUCUCAUCCGGCGCAUUCAUCCGGAAUCCCUGCUUCAGGCCAGCGGAAGUGGCGUGGAGGCGAUUCACAUCUACAACAAUGAGAUUGGUCACGUGGAGGCUCUACGAGCCCUUUUGGAUGCUUUACCUACUCUACGAUAUCUGGACAUGAGUGGCAAUCUCCUGAGCGAACUGCCCUAUGGAGCUCUGCGCGGUCAUGGAACUCUGGAGCAACUGCAUCUCAAUCACAACCAGCUUAGACUCAUUGAGAGGGAUGCCCUGAUGGCCAUGCCUGCUCUGCGGGAACUGCGAAUGAGAAAUAACAGUCUAUCCUCGGAUUUACCCCUACCAUUUUGGAAUCUUCCUGGCCUGAAAGGUCUCGAUCUGGCGCAGAAUCAAUUUAGUCGGGUGGAUUCCCAAUUACUGGCGGGACUUCCUUCCCUAAGACGUCUAGAUCUCAGCGAGAAUGGGCUAACUGAAGUGGCUCCCAAUAGUUUUCGUCAUAAUCCGCUCCUCGAAACCCUCAACAUAUCCUCCAAUGAGCUCAGCAAAAUCCACUCCUCCACUCUCAUCCACUUGGAGAGGCUCUUCGAGGUGGAUGCCAGCUACAAUCAGUUGAAAUCGGUGAUCGGUGGGCUACCCAGAAUUGUGGAGCGCAUCUCUCUCAAAGGUAACCAUAUCACAUCUCUGCCAGCAGCAGCUAGCAAGGAUUUGCAGUUGCCCAAUCUGCGAAUGCUGGAUCUCAGCCAGAAUCGCAUAGAACAGCUAAGCAGGAACGGAUUUCAGGGUGCCUCGGAGCUGAGGGUCUUGAGUCUGGCCCAAAACGAGUUGCGUCAGUUGGAGGACACCUCGUUCAUAGGAAUCCAGCGACUGGAGUUGCUGCAUCUGCAGGAGAAUCAACUGGGUGAGGCGGAUGAGCGGGCCCUGCUGCCCCUCGCGGAAUUGAGGAACCUGAACCUUCAGUCCAACAAACUGGAGGCCAUCACGGAUAAUUUCUUCUCCAACAACUCCAGACUCGAACAGCUUGACCUCUCGAGGAAUCUGAUACGCAGCAUCUCACCCACUGCCUUCGAUACGCAGAGAUCACUGGAGUAUCUGGAUCUCUCGGGAAAUGCCCUGCUGGACAUCUCGGUGGGUUUGGGAAACCUGAACAACCUGCGAGACAUUGAUCUCAGCUACAACCAGAUAUCCCGUGUCCAAUCCGAUGUCAUUGGUGGCUGGCGAAAUGUGGUGGAGAUACGAUUGUCCAACAAUCUGAUUGUAGAACUCCAGCAGGGCACCUUUCGAAAUCUUCCCAAGCUGCAGUAUCUGGAUCUUAGUAGCAAUGAGAUUAGGAAUGUGGAACCUGGGGCUCUCAAAGGACUGGAUGAACUCCAGGAAUUCGUUCUGGCCGACAAUAAGUUGGUGGAGCUGAAGGAUCAUGUCUUCGAGGAGCUGCCAAGUCUGCUGGCCUCCCACUUUCAAUACAACAAGCUGCGCUACAUUUCACCCGAAAGCUUCCACAAUGCCAAUUCGCUGGUCUUUCUCAAUCUGUCCAACAAUCACUUCAGGAACAUGGAGAAUAUUGGUCUAAGGAGCAUGCGUAAUCUGGAGGUCUUGGAUCUGUCCACCAAUGGUGUCAAGUUGGUGUCGACGAUGCCGUUGAAGGCGCUGAAUUGGUUGGUGGAACUCAAAAUGGACAAUAAUCAGAUAUGCAGAAUUCAGGGUUCUCCCUUUGAGACGAUGCCCCGUUUGCGAGUCCUCUCCAUGCGAAACAACCAACUUCGAAGUAUCAAAGAGCGUACCUUCCGAAACCUCCGAGGAAACAUAGCCAUUUUGGAUGUGGAUGGAAAUCCCAUUGACUGCAACUGCGAGAUACAGUGGCUCUCGGUGUGGCUGCAGGAGACGAACUUUCCCUAUCCGGGACCCAAGUGCCAGGAUGGUCGCCUGCUGAGGGCGGCCCGAAUGGAGAGAAGCCUCUGCGUGGGUGUGGAUAUCUAUGGCAACGAGCGGACCGAUGGCAAUCAGCUGCCACUGCUCAACGAGCACGGGGAUGUCUUCCAGCGGGAUCUGCCGGAUGAUUUCAAUGAUGAGUGUGAGGCUAGCGAAGGCACCAGGCUGCCAGGAGAUCGACCUUUGGCGGGGGAGAGCGAGUACUUCUAUGAUCAGUACGUGGACGCCACCGAGGCACCGGAUACCACGAAUUCCGUGAUCAGUACUUCGCAGCGACCCAAACCAAAUCCCACGAUAAAUAGUAAUGUUGAUCUGAAUAAUACAGUCCUACAUACGAAAUACUUUAAUCGAAGGCCUCAGCCGGGAAAUGGAUCGCCCUUUACCUUCUUCGGCUAUCCCUUGCCCAGUGUGAGUUUGGGUAGAUUCUUUGGUUUCGGCGAUCGAGGAAGAAAACAGCGAACGGAUGGAGGCGAUGAAAUGCCCGCCACCCAUCGCAUGGCCCACAUAAGUCUGCCCAGUGGACGUGGCAAGACCAGGAUGUACCAGCCGAAUAGCGCCGAGUUUGAGAAGUACCUGAAGGAUCAGCAGCAGCAGGAGAAGCAGAAUAUAGCCAGAAAUCGUUAUGUGGACACCGAGUCAAGCACUUCAUCCGUGGAGGAUGCACUGAGUAACGAAAGUGGGAGUGCCGCCACCACAGUGGGCGUCUUUCGCACCACCUUUCGUGAGCCUUCGAGCAUCGAACGCGGUGGCUUCCGUCCCAUUGUUCCGGUUCAUGUCGGUGGCUUUAUGCCUGUCCAUGAUCCUCAGCAGCGACGUGGCUUGGUGGAGGCGGUGAAUGUUACGGGGAAGCUCCCGGAGAUGAUCCAAGGCAAGGGUGAAAGGAAGUUUAUUCCCAUUUAUAAUCAGGCGGGACUUAAGCCCACCAGAAGUAGUGGUGAAAGUUCGGAGACGGCUACCUACGAGGUCACAGAAACCACCGCCGAUGUGACCACUGUAACACCUUUGAUGACGAGGAUAACCAGCACAACUAGAGCUUCUACAACGACUACAGCAAGGAGUACAACAACCAAUAGUACUACUACCCAGGUUGCCAUCACAAGUGAUGCUUCAGCCAGCAGUGAGCAGGAGUCGCAGCAGUACGAUGAUGACGAUCUGGAGGCGCAGUCGGUGACCCUGCUGAGACCUCCUCCUCUGGUGCAGACAACCACGGCGGAGACCAUCUUGCUGAUUCCUCCUGCCGAAGAGCAUGUGGCGCAGAUCAAGAGUCGUUCCUGGGUGACCACCCAGAGUCCCAGUGACUAUCAAGUUACUUCAGUGCGUCCCACGAGCUCAGUGCCGCCUUCCUCUCCUCCUUUACGCGGCGGAGGACGCUCCACCAUCACCAAGGUGUACACUCCCUAUCAACAGCAAGUGGCUCAGCCGACGGCCGAGGAGUACCAGCGGACUACGCCCAGUGCGGAUAACGAGGGCGUGGCCAGUGAGCAUCAGCUCCAGGCUAAAGCCCAGAAACGCACAGAGGUGGAGCUCCUUCAGGUGGAUAGAGUGGAUCGCAAGGAUGGCAUGGAUUGGUACUACGAGAGCUUCAAGAAAAAGCGAGACUUCAAUGGCGGUGCUGCUGUGCGGAAAACAGCACACAAGGAGGUGUACUAUGAUGGAGUAGGAGCCUCGUCCAGUUGGAAUCGAUUGCACAAGAAGGAGAUACUCUUUCUCAGCUUGUUUUUGUUGUGGAGAGCGUGUUAAACAGUUUUCUAAGGCCUUCUAUUUAGACAGUUUAAAUAUUUUAUUGUGUAUGCUUAAAUAAAGAAUUUAUUUUAUAUAUUAAAA
Messenger RNA from Drosophila takahashii, 4776 nucleotides. RefSeq names its product artichoke (gene atk). Gene Ontology annotation, molecular function: protein binding. The record is from RefSeq and is a predicted model, not a curated record. NCBI's taxonomy places the organism in Eukaryota, Metazoa, Arthropoda, Insecta, Diptera, Drosophilidae.